AUGGCGGCCCACAACGAUGACCAUCUUGCGGUAGAUGAGACUGAUACCGACGGCUCGUCGGUCACCCAGUCAAGCAUCGCUUCAUCUACGACGAGCGUGACCAGUUCCAUUCUAGAGUAUCGCAUCGAGAACGGGCGAACCUAUCACAAAUAUAAGGAUGGCAAGUACGCCGCCCCCAACGACGAGAGAGAGAAUGAUCGCCUCGACCUCCAGCACAACCUCUUUAUCCGCACAUUUGAUGAUCGGCUCGGCACUGCGCCGCCGAACAAUUCAGACGCAAAAGUCGGCAGGACUCUCGAUGUUGGUACGGGAUCUGGCAUAUGGGCUAUUGACUUUGGCGAUGAACACCCCGAGGCCGAGGUCAUUGGCGUCGACUUGUCGGCUGUACAGCCAGCAUUUGUUCCGCCAAACGUCCAGUUCGAAAUCGAUGAUAUUGAGGAGCCGUGGACCUUCUCAAAGCCCUUUGAUUAUAUCCACAGUCGAAUGAUGACAGGCAGCAUCGGCAACUGGAAGCGAUACCUCAAGAAAUGCUUCGACAACCUCAACCCCGGCGGCUACCUCGAACUCAACGACAUCGACGCCGUCCCCGUCUCCGACGAUGGCACCCUCACGGAGGAAACCUCGCUCAUGAAGAGCGUCCGUCUCUGGUCCGAGGGGCUCGCCAAGCUCGGCUCCCCCUUUGAGGAAUUCAGCCGCUUCGAAAGCGUCCUCAAGGAGAUCGGCUUCGAAGACGUCCACAUUCAGCGGUUCAAGUGGCCGACUAACGGCUGGCCCAAGGAUCAGAAGCAUAAGGAGAUUGGGAUCUGGAACUACGAGAACUUGGCUCCGAAUUGGGAGGGUUUCCUGAUGGCGCCGCUGACUCGGGCGUUGGACUGGACGAAGGAAGAGGUUUUUAUCCUCGCUAUGGAGGCAAGGAAGGACUUUGGUGACAGGAAUAUCCAUGCUUACUACAACAUCUGGUCCAUCUACGGGAGGAAGCCGUUGACGACUGAGGAGGUUCCGCCGGCAGCCGAAGAAUAA
Molecule: messenger RNA, 1020 nt
Organism: Colletotrichum phormii
Lineage: Eukaryota; Fungi; Ascomycota; Sordariomycetes; Glomerellales; Glomerellaceae
Product: methyltransferase domain-containing protein
Exons: 9
Coding region: 1-1020 (339 amino acids)
Molecular function (GO): methyltransferase activity
Source: RefSeq, a predicted model, not a curated record